Messenger RNA from Nezara viridula (southern green stink bug), 375 nucleotides. The record is from the annotation of a GenBank genome assembly. NCBI's taxonomy places the organism in Eukaryota, Metazoa, Arthropoda, Insecta, Hemiptera, Pentatomidae.
AUGGAGGUGGCAAUAAAGGCGAUGAAUGGUCUAUGGGAGAGGCCAGUACACGGCAGAGCGGCGGUCUAUGCUCUGGGCCCAACGCGAGGAAACAAAUGCCUUUGUGAGCGACGGCCAUUUAAGGGUGACAAAGCUGUAUUAGCCGCUAUUCAGGAGGCCAGUGAUCGCUCACCUGGUCCGCGACAAAUGGCUCUCCAUUCACCCUCGGCAAAUAGUCAUCUCGCCGGCCACCUUCGAUACUGCACUGUCCGGCCGGCCAUUCUGGGGGAGGGAGGAUGAGAACCUCACGUUAGUUUGGGUUUACAUCAGGCGAAACAUAUUACUGACAAGAAGAAGAAUAAUGUGCUGGUGUUGUUACAAAGUCAUGCCUUUUGA